AUGAAGGGAGCGUUUGUCGCCGCAGCCAUGGCGGCACUGGCCAGCAGCGCCUCGGCCGGCCACCACCGUCAUGCUCACGAGCACCUCUUCAGGAAGGCUCAGAACGAUACCAGCGCCGUCUGCGUACCCGGCUGCACCACCAUCUGGAAAACCAUUACUGGCGAGCCCACCCUCGUGGUCCGAUCCACCAAAACCGACACUCGAACUCUCACCGUGACUGCUUCUCCCGAGUCUUGCAGCGAAGCGCCGCCUCCACCGACGACCAAGGCACCUCCGCCGGCGCCUCCCACCACCGAAAUCGUCGUCGUGCCCACUCCCGUCGUUCACACGUUGCCGACCCCAGGCACCUACACGUUGUCGGCCACCACCGUCACCAUCCAGAAAACCACCACCGUCUGCGAUGCUACUUCGACCCAGGUUCCCGCCGGCACUCACACCGUUGGCGGUGUCACGACGGUUGUCGUGACGGCCACGACUGUCACCUGCCCCGUGGCCACUGUUCAAACCAGCGACGGCGUCACCACGAGCACCAUUGUCCAGACCACCUACGUCUGCCCCAGCGCCGGUACCUACACCAUUGCUCCCAUCACCACAACCGUGAGCGAGCAGACCGUCCUCGUAUAUCCCACUCCCGCUACCUACAAGCCGGGCACCUACACUGCUCCCCUGCAGGUCGUCACCGUCACCAAGACGGGCUUCGUCACCAUCUGCCCGCUUACCAGCCAGGGUCUUCCAACCUCGACUGCCGCUCCAGCUCCGACUUCCAUCAAGACACAGGUCGCUCCCCCUCCUGCUCAGAAUACACAGGUUGCUCCGCCUCCUGCCAAGACUUCACAGGCGCCCCCCCCUCCCGCCAAGUCCUCGGAGGCUCCUAAAACGUCCGAUACCUCGCCACCACCCCCAAGCACCAACGGCGGCGGCCUGGUGAGCAACAAUGACCACUUGGGCAUCACUUACACUCCCUACGUAGGCGCCACCGGCCAGUGCAAGACAGCAGGCCAGGUCGAUGCUGAUAUUGCGGGCAUCAAGAGUGCUGGUUUCUCUGUUGUGCGAGUGUACUCGACAGACUGCGACACGCUGAAGAACGUCGGCGAUGCCUGCUCCAAGCAUGGCCUCAAGAUGAUUGUGGGUGUAUUUGUCAAGGCCUCAGGCUGCAGCGUGGACACGCCCGACAUCAAGGAGCAGAUAGACAAGCUUGCCGCUUGGGACAAGUGGGAUCUUGUAGAACUUGUCGUGGUCGGUAACGAGGCCAUCAUGAACAACUACUGCUCUCCUCAGCAACUCAAGGAUCUCAUCACAGCUGUCAAGGGCAAGUGUUCUGGCAAAUACAAGGGCAAGUUCACCAUUUCGGAGACGUUGAACAUCUGGCAGCGCAAGGACGUCGCGCCCACCCUCUGUCCCGCAGUCGACCUCACCGGUGCCAACAUUCACCCGUACUUCAACAACGGAGUCAGUCCCAGUGAUGCGGGUAAGUUCGUCCAGGGCCAGAUUGACAUUCUCCAGAAGAUCUGCGACAAGGACGUCAUCACCCUGGAAUGCGGCUGGCCCUCGGGCGGUUCGAACAACGGUCUCGCCGUGGUCGGGCCCGAGGCGCAGGCCACUGCAGUCGAGUCGAUUCGGAAACAGAUCGGAAACAGGGUCAUCUUUUUCUCCCUGGAAAACGAUCUCUGGAAGCAGAAGGGCACCUGCGGCUGCGAGGACAGCUGGGGACUCGGCGCUGUUUUCAAAGUCAAGAUUCAACUGUAA
This is a messenger RNA of Metarhizium album ARSEF 1941, 1746 nucleotides long. Its product is annotated as exo-beta-1,3-glucanase. The transcript has 2 exons. Gene Ontology annotation, molecular function: 1,3-beta-glucanosyltransferase activity; glucan endo-1,3-beta-D-glucosidase activity. Gene Ontology annotation, cellular component: fungal-type cell wall; extracellular region; cell surface. The coding region runs from base 1 to 1746 and encodes 581 amino acids. The record is from RefSeq and is a predicted model, not a curated record. Gene Ontology annotation, biological process: cell wall organization. Lineage: Eukaryota; Fungi; Ascomycota; Sordariomycetes; Hypocreales; Clavicipitaceae.